CAAUAAUUGUCGCUCAAUAUCCGGACAUUCUAGAAACCCCAUCUACUCCUCGCACCCCUUCUACACAACCACAUACACACCAUAACAAUGGGCUGGCUUCCCUGGUCCUCCGAAUCUACCAACACCGCCUCCGAUGGUGGCCGCAUAGCUCCCGAUCGAACCUCCCGCCAACGAUGCUACGAGGGCCGCGACAUGUUCUUUUCCUGCCUCGACCGCAAUGAUAUCUUGGAUGCAAUUAAGGAUGACAAGGAGGCGCGCCGGAAGUGUGGAAAGGAGAUUGCAGAGUUUGAAACGGCUUGUUCGAGGGCAUGGGUCAAAUAUUUCAAGGAGAAGCGCGUGAUGGAGUAUAACCGGGACAAGACAAUUGAGCGGAUCAAGAAGGAAGAUGCCGCCCAGGUUCAAGAAUUAAAAGCACAAGGGUGGAACUCUCGGUAAAGAAGAUGGAAAAAGAAUAGUUGAGGUGAUUGCUUGUGAUCGGGGAAGUGGCGGCGCCCGUUGAGGGCUUUCUACCUGUACGAUAUUGAUGUACGCUUACCAGGCUUCUAAUGACUGCCGGACCGCAUGCUACUAGAUACUCUCCACUAUAGGCUGGAACUGUGGCUUAUUAGAAUUACCGUGUGCUUGCAUUGUGUCUGCCAUGCUAGUCACUAUGCCUAAGACCCCACAAGAAUCCGUGGAUAAAAAUAGAUACAAUAAUUCC
Messenger RNA from Aspergillus neoniger CBS 115656, 700 nucleotides. RefSeq names its product cytochrome c oxidase subunit 6B family protein. The transcript is spliced from 2 exons. Gene Ontology annotation, biological process: mitochondrial respiratory chain complex IV assembly. The record is from RefSeq and is a predicted model, not a curated record. The coding region runs from base 88 to 435 and encodes 115 amino acids. Gene Ontology annotation, cellular component: respiratory chain complex IV; mitochondrion; mitochondrial intermembrane space. Lineage: Eukaryota; Fungi; Ascomycota; Eurotiomycetes; Eurotiales; Aspergillaceae.